AAUAUCCUUUUUUUUCCCCUUUUCUUUUAAAUAUUACAAUAACCUGCCCAUUUCCUGCGAGUGUGAAAAGGGGGGAAAUGAGAAGAAUCUAGGAAACAACACGAGCAGCUUUUCUUUCUUGCAAAAAUUCAACAAACAAAGCAAUUCUCGUGAUAAAGUGAGACAAAUCACACGCCAACACCAAACAGAGCUCUAGAGAGAAGUGGGUUCUUGUUUGCCGGAAAAAAUGACUGCCGGUGGAUCCUCAGGGAGGUUGCCUACGUGGAAGGAGAGAGAGAAUAACAAGAGAAGAGAGAGGAGAAGAAGAGCCAUAGCUGCUAAGAUUUAUUCAGGGCUUAGAGCUCAGGGGAACUAUAAGCUUCCUAAACACUGUGAUAAUAAUGAAGUCUUGAAAGCUCUUUGUGCUGAGGCUGGUUGGAUCGUUGAAGAUGAUGGCACCACCUAUCGCAAGGGCUGCAAGCCACCCCCACUAGAGAUAGCGGGCACUUCAACAAACAUCAGUGCAUGUUCCUCUGUUCAACCUAGCCCACAAUCCUCAAAUUUUCCAAGUCCUGUACCUUCCUACCAUGCCAGUCCAACAUCAUCCUCAUUCCCAAGUCCCACUAGGUAUGAUGGCAACCCCUCCACAUACCUUCUUCCAUUCCUCCGCAACAUAGCUUCAAUCCCCACGAGCCUUCCUCCUCUUAGAAUAUCCAAUAGUGCUCCUGUAACACCUCCCCUUUCUUCCCCCACUUCCAGAAGUUCAAAGAGGAAAGCUGACUGGGAAUCCUUUUCACAUGGCUCCUUAAACUCAUUUGGCCAUCCCCUUUUUGCUGUUUCUGCCCCUUCAAGUCCUACACGGCGCCAGCAUCUUACACCAGCAACAAUACCAGAAUGUGAUGAGUCUGAUGCCUCUACUGUGGACUCUGGCCGCUGGGCGAAUUUUCAGGGAGUUGCUGCCCAGGUAGCUCCUCCAUCACCAACAUUUAAUCUUGUCAAAUCAGUGGCCCAGCAGAGUGGUUUUCAGGAUAGAGUUGAUGGGCAUGGAGGAUUAGGCUGGGGGGCAGCAGCAGAGAGGGGGAGAGGGUCAGAAUUUGAAUUUGAGAAUGGCAGGGUGAAGCCAUGGGAGGGUGAGAGGAUUCACGAGAUAGGGGUUGAUGAUCUUGAGCUCACACUUGGGAGUGCAAAGGCCCAUUGAACUAGUGAAUUAUUGAUACUGGGAAUGUAAAAAGAAGGGAAAUAAUUGGAGUUUGUCGUGCAUUCUCAAUGGUAUACUUAGACUAUCUUAGCUAAUGGAAUGCCGUUGCUUGGGGUUACGUGUGACUUCUGUGAUUGGGGGGAAACCUCAAAUUCAUAUCCGAAUAUCUUAUUAUCUUUCCCUUUAGAUGUACGGUCUUUUUUUUCCUUGGAGCCAUUGCAGGAAUCUGUAUUUACAUGAUUCAGUAGUUUUUGGGCAAAAUUUCUGGCAGGGUUCAUGAAGUGCUAAGGUCUCUAAAUUUUCAUAUAUGGGGAAAAGACUGGUAUGUUUAGAGUAUAGUGUCCUAUUUAAAUGCUAUUAGGAUAUCAUGUCUCUCUCUUUUUGGGGAUUAUUAAGCUGUUUCUUAACACUAUUUGAAGCUGAUCAUCACUUUAUAAUAGUGUGUCUUUUUAGGCAAAA
Hevea brasiliensis (rubber tree) is the source of this 1636-nucleotide messenger RNA. Its product is annotated as BES1/BZR1 homolog protein 2. NCBI's taxonomy places the organism in Eukaryota, Viridiplantae, Streptophyta, Magnoliopsida, Malpighiales, Euphorbiaceae. Gene Ontology annotation, molecular function: DNA-binding transcription factor activity. The transcript is spliced from 2 exons. Bases 227 to 1177 code for a protein of 316 amino acids. The record is from RefSeq and is a predicted model, not a curated record. Gene Ontology annotation, biological process: DNA-templated transcription; brassinosteroid mediated signaling pathway.